UCCAAUUGACUACGCCGUAGGGACCUGUUUCUAAACUGGAGACUGAUUGGCUGGGUAUUUGCUGGGUACUGAGUGUUUUCACUGAGGACUUGCUUUUCGCUUCGCCGAUUGGAAAAUGUUGGUGCUGGUAUUGGGAGACCUUCACAUUCCUCACCGUUGUAAUACAUUGCCAGCCAAGUUCAAGAAGCUGUUGGUACCUGGUAAAAUCCAGCAUAUCUUGUGCACAGGCAAUCUUUGCACUAAAGAAAGUUAUGAUUACCUUAAAACUCUGGCUGGAGAUGUUCACAUUGUCAGAGGAGACUUUGAUGAGAAUCUGCAUUACCCAGAGCAGAAAGUGGUAACAGUGGGGCAAUUCAAGAUUGGUUUGAUCCAUGGUCACCAAGUAAUUCCUUGGGGUGAUAUGGCCAGCCUUGCUCUGCUGCAACGACAGUUGGAUGUAGAUAUCCUAAUUUCGGGUCACACACACAAAUUUGAAGCUUUUGAGCAGGAGAGCAAGUUCUUUAUCAACCCAGGCUCAGCCACAGGUGCAUGCAAUGCACUGGAAGGUAAUAUCAUCCCUUCAUUCGUAUUGAUGGACAUUCAAGCAUCCACAGUAGUCACUUAUGUUUAUCAGCUGAUUGCUGAUGAUGUAAAAGUAGAACGAAUUGAAUACAAAAAAUCCUAAAUUUUGUUUUUUUUUGUUGCUUUUUUUAAACCAUGUCAUUCCUUUUCUCUUUUCUUUUGAACCUUGAUCAUGUUAACAAGCCUUUACAUGUAUUAUAUUGUGAAUUGUAACUUUUAGUUCAACCUAGUACCAGUUAACUAUUCCAGCAAUAUGAAAGGAACCUUUAUUGCACGCACUGAUAAGGUUAGUUUAGAUCCUUGCUGAAAAGGGUGCUAUAUUCUUGAAUUACUGAGGGUUUUCAGUCCUGUAAAUAUUUCCUUUCAAUGCUUACAGUAAUGGAGUAGCGUACCAUGUAAUAUGCAUGAAAUCCUUCACCAAAGGUUUUUGUUUCUGCCUUUGUUUGAAGCACCGCUGUUUCAUGUAAAAUGUUUAUCUUACUUUCCAUAAACUCUAAUAAAUGUUAUUUCAAGUG
Molecule: messenger RNA, 1076 nt
Organism: Stegostoma tigrinum
Lineage: Eukaryota; Metazoa; Chordata; Chondrichthyes; Orectolobiformes; Stegostomatidae
Gene: vps29
Product: VPS29 retromer complex component
Exons: 4
Coding region: 116-664 (182 amino acids)
Biological process (GO): retrograde transport, endosome to Golgi; intracellular protein transport
Cellular component (GO): endosome; retromer complex
Source: RefSeq, a predicted model, not a curated record